Molecule: messenger RNA, 2931 nt
Organism: Letharia columbiana
Lineage: Eukaryota; Fungi; Ascomycota; Lecanoromycetes; Lecanorales; Parmeliaceae
Exons: 4
Coding region: 1-2931 (976 amino acids)
Biological process (GO): mitotic DNA replication; double-strand break repair via break-induced replication; DNA replication initiation
Cellular component (GO): MCM complex; nucleus
Molecular function (GO): ATP binding; single-stranded DNA binding; single-stranded 3'-5' DNA helicase activity
Source: RefSeq, a predicted model, not a curated record
AUGUCUUCAAUUGUCGACGGUCUUCUAACUUCUGACAAUCCAGAUCUCGACCUCGCAGCAGGCUCCCGUAAGAAUGGUGCCCCAAAAGUGUCCAACGGUCGAAGCCGAAGCGCCCAGCGGUCGUCAAUACCACCAUCAGAGAGCAAUGGAGCGCUCAGCGAUGUUGAAGGUUUCCCAGACGAUGAGAUUGUCGGUGUGCGAGGCACGGAUCGGAAUAGGCCUCGAGAUCCUAUGGCACGAGCUGUGCCCAAGGUAGUGGACAGAGUGGGCGAGAAAGUCGCUGAGGAAUUUGAGAGCUUCCUUGACCAGUUCAUCGAGGAUAUCACAUUAUCCGGCGCUCCACCAUCAAGCGCGGUCACAAGCGAUAAAUACUACGUUGCCCAAAUUCACGGUCUCCGAAUCUAUAACCUUUCCACCCUCUACGUUGAUUUCCAACAUCUCCUGUCUUUGCAGAAUCAGACUCUGGCAAAUGCCAUCGCAAACGACUACUACCGAUACCUUCCCUUCCUCACCCGGGCUUUGCACAAUCUGAUCGCGAAGUACGAGUCACGGUACUUUAAGGAACACAGACAGCCCACAAGCGCUUCGUCGCAGACUGGAACAUCCGUUGCCGGCAAUGGGGUCAGUCAGGCCGAGACCCAAGGUUCAAGGACCACGAAUCAGCAGACGGAUAAGCUGUUUACAUUGGCGUUCUACAAUCUACCUCUGAUCUCAAGGAUACGGCAGCUACGAACUGCCUCCGUCGGCAAGCUGCUAUCCAUCUCAGGGACCGUGACGAGGACCUCAGAAGUACGGCCGGAGCUCUACCUUGCCACUUUCAUCUGUGAGGGGUGCAGAACAGUGAUCUCCAACGUCGAGCAGACUUUCAGAUACACCGAGCCCACACAAUGCCCCAACUUGACAUGUGGCAACCGCCAAGGAUGGCGUCUAGACAUUCGACAAAGCACAUUCGUGGAUUGGCAGAAGGUCAGAAUACAAGAAAACAGUUCGGAAAUACCCACAGGAAGCAUGCCUCGAACGAUGGAUGUCAUUUUACGAGGAGAGAUCGUGGACAGAGCGAAAGCGGGAGAAAAGUGCGUCUUUACUGGGACGCUGAUCGUGGUGCCUGAUGUGAGCCAGCUUGGACUUCCCGGUGUUCGGCCAGAGGCCACAAGAGACAACCGAAACGCACCGAGAGGAGGCGACGCAGGGGGAAGUGGAGUCACAGGUCUCAAAGCCCUGGGAGUCCGCGAUCUAACGUAUAGAAUGGCAUUCCUAUCAUGCAUGGUAACACCAGAUACUUCGACACCUGGACAGGCAGCCAACCAACAACUCAACGGGCAAGCUGGGAACAUUCUAGCCUCCUUGAACCAAACUGCCAGCAUCGACCCUCAGGACUCGGGCGAUCACGCCCAGGAUGCGUAUCUCCAAUCAUUGACAUCCUCCGAAAUCGAGGAUCUGAAGCACAUGGUGCAUAGCGAUCACAUCUACUCGAGGCUGGUAAACUCCCUGGCGCCGAUGGUCUACGGUCAUGAGAUAGUCAAGAAAGGUCUGCUACUUCAGCUCAUGGGCGGUGUCAGCAAAGUCACUCCCGAGGGCAUGCAAUUGAGAGGAGACUUGAACAUCUGUAUUGUUGGAGACCCUAGUACUAGCAAGAGUCAAUUCCUCAAAUACAUCUGCUCUUUCCUUCCUCGCGCAGUUUACACAUCUGGUAAGGCCUCCUCCGCAGCUGGUCUCACAGCAGCGGUGGUCAAGGAUGAGGAGACUGGCGAGUUCACCAUUGAAGCUGGUGCUCUCAUGCUUGCGGACAACGGCAUUUGCGCUAUCGAUGAAUUUGACAAGAUGGACAUUGGCGACCAAGUAGCUAUCCACGAAGCUAUGGAACAACAGACGAUCUCGAUUGCCAAAGCUGGCAUCCAAGCGACCUUAAACGCGAGGACGAGUAUUCUCGCUGCUGCAAAUCCAGUGGGAGGACGGUACAAUCGGAAGACCACGCUGAGGGCGAACAUCAAUAUGAGCGCACCAAUCAUGAGUCGUUUCGACUUAUUCUUCGUGAUCCUAGACGAGUGCAACGAGAGCGUCGAUCGGCAUCUUGCAGAACACAUCGUUAAUAUUCACAUGUUGCGAGAUGACGCCGUGCAGCCCGAAUUCACUACCGAGCAGCUGCAGCGCUACAUCCGCUUCGCGAGGACGUUCAAGCCAGAAUUUACUCCUGAAGCCAAAUCGCUGCUGGUGGAAAAGUAUAAAGAGCUUCGAGCUGAUGACGCCCAAGGCGGUAUCGGAAGGAACAGCUACCGCAUCACUGUGAGGCAAUUAGAGAGUAUGAUUCGUCUGAGCGAAGCCAUUGCAAAAGCCAAUUGCGUGGAUGAUGUGUCGCCCAACUUUGUCAGAGAGGCUUUCAACCUCCUCCGCCAGAGCAUCAUCAGCGUUGAGAAGGAUGAUGUAGAGGUUGAGGAUGACGAAGUCGAAGUUCUCAACAAUGGCACCGCCAACGGGCAUGCCGACGGCCCUGACCGAGACGGCGACUCUCCAAUGGCAGACGGCGACGAAGACGACCAAGACGGUGACGACCGGCCGGACGGCGCAGCUGGGCGAGCAUCGCAGACGCCUGCCCCGCAAAGCCGAAGAACGAGAAUCACCUAUGACAAGUACAUGGCCAUACUCAACCUGCUGGUGCGGAGGGUGAACGAGGAUGAAAUGACGACGGGCGAGGGUGUAGAGCACGAAGAGCUCGUAACCUGGUAUCUCGAGCAGAAAGAAGACGAGCUCAACAGCGUGGAGGAGGCGGAAGAGGAGAAAGAGUUGGCACGAAAAGUCAUCAAGCGGAUGGUGAAGGACAACAUCUUCAUGCAGAUACGCGGGGAGGGUCUCGACGGUGAUGAAGGAAGCUCUAGGGAUGCAGAGAAGGUAGUCUAUGUCCUGCAUCCUAAUUGCGCGGUCGAGGAAAUGUAA